This is a messenger RNA of Sycon ciliatum, 5990 nucleotides long. RefSeq names its product disco-interacting protein 2 homolog B-like. Bases 295 to 5151 code for a protein of 1618 amino acids. The transcript has a single exon. The record is from RefSeq and is a predicted model, not a curated record. Lineage: Eukaryota; Metazoa; Porifera; Calcarea; Leucosolenida; Sycettidae.
GCUUCAACAUAGAGCUGCUAGCAGAAGUCGAAGCAAAAAAUAUUCUGCAGACUGACUGAGCGGCAGGACUGCCCAGCUCAGUAUCUGUCCGGCAGCGCUGGAGCGCUAGCUAGUAGCUGCAGCCGAGAGUAGCACUAGCACUAGCAGAGCAAUAUUAGUUCUAUGAAUGAUUUGUCCUGGUAGAAAGUCUGGGUGUAGAACGGCAGUGUCGUGGCGCUGUGAUCAGUGUCCUCUGGCUGCUGCUCACACUGCUUCUCUAGGAAGUAGGACACCAGCAGCCUAGAAGAAGAAAAAAUGUCGUCGGGACUUCCACCAUCGGUGCUGAAGCAGCUGAGUGACCUGGACCUAGAGUUAGCCGAGGGAGACAUCACACAGAAAGGCUAUGACAAGAAGAAACAAAAACUCCUCGCACCGUAUCAAGCGGCGGCUGCUGUGCACGCUUCUCCUGUAAGCGAUACGAACGAGGGUCAGAAACAUGGCAGCGUGGCGUCCGCAAGAUCAUCGAAUUCUUCUGCUGCUAGCGUUGGUGCUGCUGGCGUAGAUUCUUCAGCAGCCGCUGCCAGGGCCACACAGGAAUCUCCAUAUCGAAUUGACAUGACCCAGUCCCGAGCAGCAGCUGAAAGAGCUGCAGCUGUGCGUCAAGCUUUGGCAAAAUUUCAGGAAUCGCAGGAACCAGUUAUGCCCAUGGCUAGCAAGAGAGCAUCAAUGUCGGUAUCUGGCAGUUCGGCCGCCACCUCGUCAGCAUCAACAGCAGCAGUGUCAGCGAGUGGAGUAGCUGCUGGUCAGUCCUCAGCGUCACGAGCUGCAGCUGCUGCUGCUGCAUCAGUUGGCUUACAGCGAGCUCUAGGUCCUUCAUCUGCCUCCCCCAGUCCUUCUCAGGAGUCACCCCCUCCUGUUCAGCAACAGCAACAGUUCAUGCACCGGACAACACCUACUGCCGGACAACAAGUAUUACCGCAGCAAGUCCCCACCACCAAUGCUGCCGGCCCUGGUAAGGCUGCCACACCACAGUCCUUAGCAGGCCGGCAGCAUCAACCAUCAGUACGGCCGGGUGCAUCCGCUGCACGUGCAGUCGAUAGUGGUGGGAAUAGCGCUGCUUCUGUUGCCGCUGCUGGCAGUGCCGCUGCACAAUCUGCUCCAGUGUAUACGGCUAGUAAUGCACCAGCACCUGGACCUGUUGAUUUGGGAGACACCAAAGUGUCGGCGAAGAUCCAGCAGCUGCUCAACACGUUGCGGCGACCGAAGAAGAAUCGCAAACCAAUAGAGCAAUACUUCGCUGAUGACCAGAAAGAAGAUGCUCCCGCAGACCCCAAUGCGCCAAAACCUGCUGGACCCAUGAUGUCACCAUUUAGCAGCGAGCCACUACAAGUGGACUCCAGCAUGCCGCGCAAUCUAGAGGCUGCUAUUCAGCGCUACGCAUCAAAGAACAAUGGCAAACUUCCUGCCAUUAGCCAAGUUGAGCCGAAUGGAAAGAUUGCACAGGUGCUGUCCUACGGCAAGCUGUCAUCACGUUCCUUGAAGCUGUCCUUCACUCUUCUCAACAAGCUAUCCAACCUGAAAGGUGUUGACUCCAACCUCAAGCCUGGAGAUCGUGUUGCUAUCAUCAUUGGUCACAAUGAGCCAGCCGCCUUUUCAGUGGCUUUCUUUGGCUGCCUGACAGCGUGCGUCGUUCCCGUCGCCAUUGAGCCCCCGUCAUCACGAGAUGAUCCCGGUGGACAGCAAAUUGGAUUUCUACUCGGAUCACUCGGCGUUACUGUUGCCAUAACAACCGAUUCAACGCUACGUGGUCUUCCCAAGGACGAGGGCAGCCAUCACAUUGUUCAGUUCAAGGGAUGGCCUCGUCUGACAUGGCUACCACUCGACAGUGUGUCCAAGCCUCCUAAGGACUGGAACCCACCAUCCAGGUCUCCACCUGAUGCACCGGCGUAUGUUGAGUACACGGUGGAUCGUGACGGUGCAGUCAUGGGUGUAUCUGUGGAGCGUCAAGGGCUGCUUGCACACUGUCGUGCUCUUCUGCAGUCCAUGCAGUACAGAGAAGGCGAGGUCAUCGUUUCGGCUGUAGAGUGUCAUCGACAGGCUGGCUUCUGGAAUGCUAUCUUGGCUGCUACAUAUGCGGGAAUGCAUACCAUCUGCAUUCCGGCCAACCAAGCCAAAAGCAACCCGCUACACUGGCUACACACUAUAUCGAAAACCAAGGCAGCAUUCACCUUGGCAUCAUCUGCAGUUCUGGGUGCUGCCAGUUCACGUCUGCUGAAGGAGCUGCAGAACACCAACCUAGAGAGUCUACACGCACUCAUCAUCUCUGAUGGAACAAGUCCAUGGUGCCUGGGUGCGGCUGAUUCCUUCCAGCAAGCCUUCAGCAGCCGUGGCUUCCAGCCGGAUAUGUUCUGUCCGUGUGCGUGCUCAUCAGAGACCAUGACACUGUCGCUACGCCGUCCAGGUCUGGGUAGCAGAGCUGCAACCGGUCGUGGUAUCAUGAGCAUCUCAGGCAUGUCCUAUGGUGUUGUGCGUGUCGAGGAGCAGAUCUCGCUCAGCUCCGUCACACUGCAGGACCUAGGUGUGGUGCUGCCUGGCUGUCGUGUGGCUGUCGUGCACCACAGAGGUGCACCUGUACUCUGCAAGACGGAUCAAGUCGGUGAAAUCUGCGUCAGUGGCGUCUCAUCCGGCACGCAGUACUGGGGUCUGAGCGGCAAAAGCAACCAUGUAUUCCGUGUACAGCCUGUCAACGAUGCUGGCCAGCUAGUGGGCUCCGAAAUGUAUGUGCGCUCUGGACUUCUCGGCUUCAUCGGUCCGGGCGGCCUCGUCUUUGUCUGUGGAACCAUCAUCGGCUUGAUGGAGCUAUCCGGACGUCGUCACAACGCUGAUGACAUCAUGAGUACGGUGCUAGCUGUUGAGCCUCAGCAGGUUGUACACCGCCAGCGCAUUGCCGUCUUCUCUAUGUCGGUGUACCGUGAAGAGCGUAUUGUGGUUGUUGCUGAACAGCACCCACUAUGCACCGAAGAGGAUGCCUUCCAAUGGAUGACCAAUGUUCUGCCGGCUGUGGAAAGCAUCCAUGCGUCGCAUCUCUACGGCUUAGCUCUCGUCCCGGCAGGUGCUCUUCCCAAGCAUAGUGAUGGCGGUGUUCAUGUCACUGAGGCACGACAACGCUUCAUCGAUGGUUCGCUCAAUCCAACAUCACUGCUCAUGUGCCCGCAUGCUGCCGUGCUCAAUAUUCCCGAGCCUCGCAAAGCUGCUGCGGGCAAUGCUGCUGCUGGUGUGAUGGGCGAUGCCAUUACGGGUAACCGCAUGGCCGUUGCCGUGGGCAAGCAGCUAGAGCCAAUGGGUGACGAGCGCGAUGCAGCUGGCCGCUACCAGUACCUGAGUGAGGUGCUGAGAUGGAGAGCACAGUCCAGUCCAGAUCACAUACUCUACACAACUGUCAAUGAGAGAGGACAAGCAUCCAAGACGCUCAAUUGCAGCCAGCUACUGAAGAGAGCUGAGCGUGUUGGAGCGUACAUAGCCGACAAGGCUAACCUGUCAUCAGGUGAUCAUGUAGUGCUUCUCUACCCAGCUGGCUUCGACCUGAUCAUCGCAUUCUACGCUUGCCUCUUGUACGGCUUCAUCCCAGUUGUUGUUCGGCCGCCAACAUCCAGCACCGGCGUCAGCAAUUUGCCAACAAUACGUAUGAUCGUCGAAGUGAGCAAAGCCGUUGCUGUUCUCACAAAUCACCCCAUUCACCGCUUCAUGCGUUCACGCGAGGCUACAGCCAUCGUUGAUCCCAAGGCUAUGCCACCUAUCCUGGAAACAGACGAUGUGUCACGCAAGAAGGUCCAAGCUGCGUAUCGGCCUCCGACUGCUGAGAUGCUGGCAUACUUAGAUUUCAGCGUGUCUACCACUGGUGUGCUGGCUGGCAUCAAGAUGUCACAUUCGUCUGCUACUAACCUGUGCCGUUCGCUGAAGCUGAGCUGUGAGCUGUAUCCUGGCCGUACGCUGGGUCUGUGUCUCGAUCCCUACACUGGUCUUGGCUUGGUUUUAUGGUGUAUGACGGGUGUCUAUUCGGGACAUCAUGCGGUAAUCAUCUCACCCACUGAUCUUGAAACCAAUCCAUCACUCUGGCUACAAGCCAUUAGCCAGCACAAGAUCCGCGACACAUUCUGCUCCUACUCUGUGAUUGAUACGUGUAUGAAAGAGCUGGGCACAGCGCCUGUGCUGGAACAGCUGCGUGACAAGCAAGGUGUGGACCUGAGCAGCCUGCGCAACUGCGUGGUAGUGGCGGAGGAACGUCCAAGAGCGGCGCUGACAACAGCUUUCUGUACGCUCUUCCAGCUGCUUGGGUUAUCACCCCGCUCCGUCAGCACAAGCUUUGGCUCGCGGGUCAAUGUUGGUGUGUGCACACAAGGAGCAUCGCAACCAGACCCAGGCAGUGCGUACGUGGAUGUCAGAGCCAUGCGAACAGAUCGUGUUGCUCUACUUGAGAGAGGCUCUCCAAACUCUCUCAGUCUGCUUGAAUGCGGCAAGAUCCUGCCGGGUGUGCGAGUGGUGGUUGUCAAUCCGGAAACGCGUGCCCCGUGCCUCCAGAAUGAGAUUGGUGAGCUAUGGGUGUCUAGCAGUCAUAAUGCUAGUGGUUACUUUGGUCUGCCCAGUGAUGUCAAUGACCAACUCACCACUGAGCAUUUCCGGGCUAAGCUGUCAGCAGGAGGGUCAGCGAGUGAAACCUUUGCCAGAUCUGGCUUCCUGGGCUUCAUCAGACAUCAUGAAGGCAGCAAUCGCUCAAGCUCAACCAAUCUCGGGGAGGUUGGUUUUGACUCGCUGUUCCUAGUCGGUGCCCUAGAUGAAGCCCUCUCCAUCCGUGGCUAUCGCUAUCAUCCCAUUGAUCUGGAAGCAACAGCAGUACGGUGUCACAAGUCCAUUGGCGAGUGUGCCGUCUUCACUUGGACCAAGCUACUUGUAGUGGUGGUGGAGCUGUCAGCACCUGAAACAGAGGCUCUCAACGUUGUGCCAGUUGUCACCAGUGCUGUUCUUGAAGAUCAUCAAGUCGUUGUCGGCAUUGUGGUGGUCGUCGACCCUGGCUCUAUUCCAAUGAACACAAGAGGUGAGAAGCAGCGAAUGCACCUCCGUGACCGCUUCCUUGCGGAUGAGCUAGAUCCUAUCUAUGUUGCUUACAACAUGUAACACGGGACUGAUGCAGCAUGUUGCAAUGCGGUGCUGCUCCACGGAGUGUACACACGGAGGCGGCGACCAAUGCACACAGUUCAUGGCAUCAUUGCUAGCUGAUUAAAACACUCCUACUUGAAUGUGUGCCACAUGACAACAGUAGCUACGGCGGGCUACCGUAUUGCUUUGACUGUAGUGCCUGUUGGCUGUACUGCAGCUUGCGGUCGGUAUCUUCGUUUCAUGCUGUACUGGCUGUCUGCUUUUGACGAUAUUGAAAACCUACUUUAUGUACUAGAGCUGUUACCAUAAUGUUUUCGGUUCACUGGUCUGCAGAUGUUAAAGUGCAGGUUGUACACUUUUUUGGAGCUGUGUUUAUUGUUUAAAAAAUAUUAGUCUUUCCGAACCUUCUCAUGGGGACUAUUCCAAACACGGCACAUUUCUUCAAGUCUUGCCUAUUGUUUAUCUUCCAAAUCGAUUCUCCCUCGGUACCAUGGUAUCAUAGUUCGAAUAGUCUCCCUACUGGCAUGGUACCAUAGUUGUUGCAUAUCACUACACAGUGUUUAGAUAAGACACAUGCAGGAUUUCUGUCUUGUGCCAGACUUUUUAGAGACAUCGCAUUUCAAGCUACCAAGUAUCUGCACCACUAUCCGUUUUCCUUUGCGCAGAACAGCAGCGCAUUCCUUGCCUGAAAGUCCUAUCCCUGCCCUCGGUUUAGUAAUUAGUAUGCUAGCCUAGUUUAGAACUUUAAUUUACUGUCAUUUAUUGACUACUUGGCUACGUCUACCUCAGUUUGCCUUUGAGGAUUGCAUCUGGUAUUUUUUAUCACUUAAAAAAAAUCACUUUAGCCAACGCCAUCA